GCUCUUAAUAUUUUGCGAGUUUGUAGAACAUUUUUACAGAAAUCUUUUAUGAGAUAUUGAUCGUGAUUUUAUCUAGUGGUUUUUUGUGUAAAUGGAGAGUCCAUGUGCCAUAAACGGUUUGGAAAGUGCUUCGUUUGGAAAUGACACCUUAGCGGCAUUAUGUCAACUUGAAAGCGACUUGCAACCAUGUAGCAGCAAAGGCGUAAAUAAUAAUGCCAGUGACCAGUCGUCGCAAACAUUGACGAAUGUUUCAGAACAUCAAGAUGUAAAUGCGUCGAAGUAUACAUCCCCUCACAAUAAGACUACCCAGAGCAACAUAACAUUUCUCAGUACCCAAGAAAAACAGGAUCUAAAGUCUUGGGGCCUCCCGGAAGCUGUAUUGAAGGAGUAUCAUUCAGCUGGAGUAAAAUCAAUGUUCUCCUGGCAAGUAGAGUGCUUAUGCAGUCCAAAUGUUCUAGAUGGAGGGAAUCUUGUCUAUUCAGCUCCAACAUCAGCUGGUAAAACAUUAGUUGCUGAAAUUUUAGCAAUAAAAACUGUGCUAGAGAGAAAGAAGAAAGUCAUCAUCAUUCUCCCAUUUGUUUCUGUCGUCAGAGAGAAAAUGUUUUACUUUCAGGACUUACUGGGCAGCUCUGGUGUGAGAGUGGAAGGACUCAUGGGCUCACAUAGAAUUUUUGGAGGCUUUAAAAAAAUACAGAUUGCCAUCUGCACCAUAGAAAAGGCAAAUAGCUUGAUUAACAGGCUUCUGGAGGAUGGUCAGAUCAAAGACCUAGGUGCAGUUGUGGUAGAUGAGCUGCAUUUAGUAGGGGAUCCUUUUCGUGGUUAUUUACUAGAAUUGCUGCUCACAAAAAUUCAGUAUAUGAAUACUCGUGAAAAGGGUGUAUCUAUUCAGAUUGUUGGAAUGUCAGCUACCUUGCCAAACCUUGACCUCUUAGCUAAAUGGCUUAAAGCAGGUCUGUACAGAACAGAUUUUCGACCUGUCCCUUUGCAGGAGUUUCUCAAAGUGGAAUCACUUAUAUAUGAUAAAACUCUGAAGGUUCAUAGAGUGCUGCAGCCUGAAGUGAUAAUACAGGAUGACAGUGAUCAUGUCAUCUACCUCUGCCUAGAAACUUUAUUUGCAGGGCAUUCUGUCCUAAUAUUUUGCCCAACUAAAAACUGGUGUGAAAGUCUGGCUCAACAUAUCGCAAAGGAAUUCCAGACUCUUGGUAAUUCAAAACAUGACAUGGGAUGCAAGCUCCGAAGCCAGCUUAAUACGUCUGCUAUAGUAGAAGCACUGGAGCAGCUGAAGAGGUGUCCUGUUGGCUUAGAUACUGUGUUGCGGAAGACUGUAUCGUAUGGUGUGGCUUUCCAUCAUGCAGGUUUGACCUUAGAUGAAAGGGAUAUAAUUGAAGGUUUAUUUCGUGGAGGAGUUAUACGUGUUCUUGUUGCUACGUCUACUCUCUCAUCAGGUGUCAACUUACCUGCCAGGCGAGUUAUCAUUAGGUCUCCAUUAUUUUGUGGUGAAGCCAUAGGAAUUCAAACAUAUCGUCAAAUGAUUGGAAGAGCUGGGAGACUGGGAAAGGACACGGAAGGUGAAAGUUUUCUUGUUUGCACAAAAUCUGAGAAAAGAAUUGGUGAAAAAUUGAUUCGAUCAGAUUUACAGCCAAUAGAAAGUUGCCUAGGAUUUGGAGAACUUUCAGCUAGUUUGAAGAGAGCUGUUUUGGAGAUAAUAGCAAGUGGUGUAGCUACAACACCAGAACAGAUAGAUAUUUAUAUGAACUGCACAUUACUGGCUGCAUCCAACUCGGUGUCAGAAAAUCCCAUUAAAGCAUGCAUAAAAUUUUUGAAAGAAAAUGAGUUAAUCAGACUUCAGAACAAGGAUGAUAAAACACAAUAUGUGCCCACACCACUUGGUGCAGCCUGUUUGGCUGCAUCCAUUCCUCCUGAUGAUGGCCUAGAACUCUUCAGAGAGCUUCAGCGGGCAAGGCAAUGUUUUGUUUUGGAGAAUGAUUUACAUCUAGUGUACCAGGUAACUCCGCUGAACAUAGCCGCACAAUGGGGGAAUUUAGACUGGUUUCAGGUAAUGACACUCUGGGAGCAGCUCCCAACGAGCAUGCGGCGUGUAGGGGAACUAGUAGGCAUUGAAGAAGUUUUCAUGGUUAAAGCACUCAGAGGGACUGUAAACCUCCAGAGCAAGAAAGAGAUUGGCAGAAUAAAUCUGAGAAAAAUGGCCAUACACCGUCGGUUUUAUACAGCACUGGCUCUUCAGGACCUUAUUAAUGAAGUUCCUCUCACAGAAGUGGCCAACAAAUUUAAAUGUAGCAAAGGAAUGUUGCAGUCCCUUCAGCAGUCUGCCUCUACUUAUGCAGGUAUGGUAACAGCAUUUUGCAAGAGAUUGGGAUGGGACAAUAUGGAAUUAUUAUUUUCUCAGUUUCAAGACAGAUUACAAUUUGGCAUUCAUCGGGAGUUGUGUGAUCUAAUGAGACUUGAUCUGCUUAAUGGGCUACGAGCGAGAGCUUUGUUUAAUGCUGGUAUCACGUCACUUGCUUCUCUUGCUGCAGCUGAUGUAUGUGAAGUGGAAAAUGCUCUACAUGCUGCAAUCCCAUUUCAGAGUUCAAAAGAAUUGGAUGGGGAAUCAUCUUUUGAGACUGCUAAAAGAAAUGAAAUGAAAAGUGUGUGGAUAACUGGUAGACGUGGUCUGACAGAAAGAGAAGCUGCAACAUUGCUCAUUAAAGAAGCAAGGUUUAUGCUCCAGAAAGAACUUGGACUGGCUGAUGCAAAAUGGGAGAUGGUCGGAGAAGCCUCGGAUUCUUCGGGUUACACUAGCUCUUCUAGUACAAGUUCACAUGAAUCCUCUGCUGAACAUAGCCAUAUUUUGGACGAAAUUGUGGAAUGCCAUGCAACGACGCAAAUGACAUCUGAUGAGAGUGUAAAGAUACGUGCAAAUGAAAAAAACAAAAACUCUAGUCAUCUUUGUGAACCUGUCUCUUUGAGCUCAAAUGAAACCAAAAAACAAAUUAUAAACAUCGCAGGGAACUCUUUACUAACAGAGAGAAAAGAAAUUAGUGAUUCGCCUUGUGUUUCCAAAUGUGAUACUUCAGCUCCUGGACCAUUUGAAAUACAUUAUAAAACACAUCAAGACGAUCUGAAUGACAGCUUACAUCAGGGUACUCCAGAUAAAUGCGUUAUAAAAGAGACAGAAAACGCUACAGAACUUUGUGACAUGGGUCAGCCCAUACCUAAAAUGGAUCAUGGUUUAGAUCUUUCUACGUCUGAAAGGUCCGCAUUCGAACAAGUUGAUGAUGCCAUUGUUAAAGACCACUCGAAAACUGUAAUAGACUCUUCAAUUGAAGAUCUGUCGCAUGAGAGACCAACUUCAAGUAGAAACAGCUCUGAUUUCUUUGCAUCACCUUCUUCUGAAAAUAAUUACAGGAGUCCCAGCCUGUUUGGGGACAGCUUUUCCAUAAAUACACAGCUUGAAGAUGUUCUAGAUUGUAACAUCUCACCUGUGAAUACCACAAAGGUAGCUGCACAUGUCUAUAACCUACGGAAAAGAGAAUCUGAGAAAACAAAUAUACCUUUCUCACCUAAACAAGAUUCUGCUGACAACUUUUCAAUAAAUACGCAACUUGCAGAUGUCCUAGAUUGCAAGAUCUCACCCUUGAAUGGUGCAAAGACACCACUACCCCUCUUUAACUUGAAAGAAAGAGGAGACUGCAUGAAGACAAAUAUGCAUUCGUCUCCUAAACAAGAUUGUACAAGCAGCCUUAUAGUAAACACGCCUCUCGGAAAUGUCCUGGAUUGUAACAUUUCAUCUGCUACAGAGACACCUCGGCAAGUAUGUAACAGUCAGAGAAGUGGAGAACGUGGGAAAACAACUUUACUUUUGUCUCCGAAACAAAAUUUUCCAUUGUCAGUGGAACAACAUGAUGAUAAACAGGCUGCUCUAUUAACAGAACACACAAACACAAAAUCAAAAACCAUAGGAUUUGCUGAUGAUUCAGUUAUAACAGAUUCUUUUCUUGAAAAUGCUUUCAGGACAUAUCUCCCAUUGAAUUCAGAAGUAGUGUCACCAUCAGAUUCUGAAAAAAGUGAAAGCACCUCUAGAAAGAAAUCAAAGUUCUCUACAGUGGGAUUGAAGACACCAAAUGCAAAACCAACCAAAGAUGGAAAGUUAACACUCUCCAAGAAGAAGCGAAAGAAUCAUGAGAAUGCAACUGAUGUGGAGUUGAUGAAAAGCUUGGUGAGCCCAUCAAAAAAAAUAAGACUUUGCACAGGUAUAAACAGUGAAAAAUCACCUCAGGUAUUGCUCGCAACUCACAAUAAGAUUCCAGCGAGAUUGAGUAAUGUAUCUUUUGACACUCCAGCUGACCAUGUCUCUAAAAACCUCAAGGCGAGAAAACUAAGGUUUAGCAAAGUUACAGUGUUUCACAGCAGCUCAGAAGAGGAAGGAGAAGAAGACGAAGAAAAUAAUGAGACUAACGUCCUUGCAAGAUCAUCACAAAAGAGCACAGUACAGUCCUUCUCUUUGCGUAGCAAAAUGGCACCAGUUAGUAUGAAAUUUAAUACACCACGCAAAAGCAGUGCCCAGAAUGCUGGUGAGAUCAGUGAACCGGGAAGGAAACUGGAUGUUGAAAGUGGGAGUGAGAAGCAACUCACCUCUGCUAUGAGUGAGGAGAAAGAUGGAAAGCAACGGAUGGUACAACUUACUCCACCUGUGAACUGUAAUUUAUCAGGAGAUACAACUGAUUGCAUUGAUAUCAUAAACGUAUCUGGACAUGCAGAUAUCUUUUCCACUUUCAAGAGUGAACUUCAGCAUGUGAAACAUUUUUCCAUCUCAUUAGCCUGUGAUAAAUAUGAAACCGAAAAGCAAACUGCAAUAGGCAACAAAAUAUUGGGUAGGAAAAAGAAAGAAGGUAGAAGGGGACAAAAGUUCACAUUUGAUGCCAGUGACCAGUUUAUUGAUUGCAUAGGUAACACAUUCUUCAUUAACCAGGGUGGACCAGAUGCCAAUGGCCAUCUCACAUUUGUAAGAUGCCAUAACAGCUCUGAUGCCAUUCCUGUACAAGAAAGGAUUCUGCUGCUUAAAGAAAUGCUCACAAAUUCCACUUGCCAGAAAUCAGUAAGUGUGUUUGAUGGAAAAGAAAUGUACAAAGCUUUGUAUAACUGCCUUGGUAUGCGACUUCGUGGUCUGACUUGUGAUCCAAAGAUUGCUGACUGGCUGCUUAAUCCAGAAGGAAGAGAAAAAAAUUUGCAAGCAAUGGCAAUACAAUAUUGCCCAGAGGUGAGCCAGGUUGCAGUCCUAGUUGGUCACAUCCGUGGUGUUGGCAGCCCAGCCCUAAAUGUCAGUAGCUCCGUUUCAGCACAGCUGCGUUCUUCUGCUGAGGCUUUAGUUACAUGGCACACUGUGAACGCUCAGUUCAAACUGUUGUCUGAAAACAAGUUGCUUCAAGUAUUUGAAGAAGUAGAAAUGCCAACACUUUUAUGCCUUGCUCGGAUGGAACUAAGUGGAAUUGGUUUUAGUAUUAAGGAAGCUGAAAGACUAAGAAAUGUUCUUCUCAGUCAGAUGUCAUCAUUUGAAAAUAAAGCCUAUAAGCUUGCUGGACACACAUUUUCUCUGACAUCCCCAGCUGAUGUUUCAAAGGUAUUGUUCAAAGAGUUAGGACUGAAUCCUGGUAAGACUCCAUAUGGUCAAAAGCCAAGCACCAACAAAGAUGCACUCCUUCCUCUGAAGCAAUACCACCCAUUACCUGAAGUUAUUUUGCAAUGGAGGAAAAUUAAUACCAUAUUAACAAAGACACUUUAUCCACUCCUAAAUUCAGACUCAGCCGAACGCAUAUUUGGUUGUUACAUAACUCGCACUGCCACAGGAAGAAUCUCUAUGCAUGAACCAAAUAUGCAAAAUAUACCACGAGACUUUGAUGUUUCUGGCUGUGAUGGAGAAAAUUUGUCAAUAAGCAUGAGGCUAGCUUUUAUUCCAAAGCCUGGCAAUGUAUUCUUAUCAGCAGACUACUCUCAGCUUGAGCUCCGUAUUUUGGCACACUUAUCAGGUGACCAUAUACUCCUAGAUAUACUCAAUUCAGACAAGGACGUAUUCCGUGGGAUUGCUUCUAUAUGGAACAAAAUUCCAGAAUCUGAGGUAACUGACAAACUUCGUCAACAUGCCAAACAAGUAUGCUAUGGUAUGAUAUAUGGCAUAGGAUCAAAGGCCCUGGGAGAACAACUUGAAGUCAAUGAAACUCAAGCAGCAGAAUUCAUGGAAACAUUCAAAAGAGCUUAUCCUGGUGUCAGAAAAUAUGUCGAAGACACUAUUAAGAAGUGCAGAGCAAAGGGCUAUAUUGAAACACUGCAUGGGAGAAAACGUUUCUUGCCAGCAAUAAACAGCCCAAACCAAAUUAUAAGAGCUCAUGCAGAACGACAAGCUGUUAAUUCUACCAUUCAAGGAUCAGCUGCUGAUGUUGCAAAGAAAGGAAUGGUGCUUGUGGAGUCAAGAUUAGCUGCAUCACUUUCACAUAAUCCAUCUGUGGUGACUAGGGCACAAGAUCAGAGAACCAAUAAACUAAGUGUUACAGCACCUAAAGCAGAGUUAAUUUUGCACUUGCAUGAUGAACUCUUAUAUGAGGUAUCAAAAGGGGAACUACAGAAGGUAGCUCAGAUUGUUAAAUCUGGAAUGGAAUCAGCAGCAAUCCUUUCAGUGAAGUUGCCAGUAAAGAUAAAAACAGGCAAUUCUUGGGGAUCCCUGAAGGAUAUGGAAAUAUAGAUAUCUUCUGUUCAAAAUGUUGAAUUAAAGCAAAUAAUAAUAUUUCUGCAGUCACUAACUGAUAUGACCCCACCUUAAAAAAAAAGAAACUAUCAUUUAUUGUAUACAAAAUCAUGAAAACAUUCAAUUAUUUUAUUAUUAGAGUUAAAAAUAAUGUGUAAAAGAUUGUUGCAAGCAUGUUGUUCCGAGAAUUUUUUUUUCCAUUUAUGCCAUGUUCAUAUUUUGUAAGUUUUUUGAACACACUGUUUUAUUCUUUAACUGCACUUUUUUAUAUAAUUGAAAAUAAGGAAAAACCGUUUUCUGUUAUUUAAUGAAAGAUUUUUUUUCAAAUUAUAUUGCAUGACUAUGGUUUUGGUAACUGUAUAGUUAUUUAAAGUGUCUACAGAUGUACAGUUUAACUUUGUAAGUUUGCAGUUACACUUUUAAAUUUUAAAAAAAUCUAGUCAUCUGUACUUCUCUUGACUGUUUCUUGAAUAUGUGUAUGUAGCUUACUUUAAUUUAUUGGAAUGAAAAUAAACACAUUUCCAUAAUUUUUUAGAUAAAACAUCUAAAUCUCUAGUGAUUGAAUAGAAAUAUAUACAUGCACUAUGCUUUAAUUUUUUUCAUUGGAACACCUGAUUAUUAGUAUCACCUGAUUAUUGUUUUCC
Molecule: messenger RNA, 7383 nt
Organism: Schistocerca serialis cubense
Lineage: Eukaryota; Metazoa; Arthropoda; Insecta; Orthoptera; Acrididae
Product: DNA polymerase theta-like
Exons: 29
Coding region: 92-6736 (2214 amino acids)
Biological process (GO): double-strand break repair via alternative nonhomologous end joining; DNA-templated DNA replication
Molecular function (GO): ATP binding; DNA-directed DNA polymerase activity; DNA binding
Source: RefSeq, a predicted model, not a curated record